Molecule: messenger RNA, 771 nt
Organism: Stereum hirsutum FP-91666 SS1
Lineage: Eukaryota; Fungi; Basidiomycota; Agaricomycetes; Russulales; Stereaceae
Exons: 3
Coding region: 1-771 (256 amino acids)
Source: RefSeq, a predicted model, not a curated record
AUGGUAUGCACUCUGACCCCCUCCAAUAGGGGCACCUCCGACCCAAGCGUUCGCGGUCCCAUCAUCCCCUCUCGGCUCCUCUCCUCCUUCAAGUCCCGCAAUGCCAUCGGAGCCCACUCCGGCUCUUACUCCAUCUACCGUGCCCUCGCCAUCGCAAUGGGCGCCCUCAUCCCGACACACAAGUCGGACUACCCCAAAACCGAACCACCCGUCGAGAUCCCGCCUCAGCCCUCUUGGUACGACCCGUCCAAGAUCGUUUCCUUUGAUCUGUGGGGACACUUGACGCCCCAGGUAUUCAUGCACGAGUCGGACGGGAAAGAAGAGGGCGGGUUGGGGUUGGAUGUGAGGCCUUCUACUGCGGUGACGGAUGCGCAUAUUAAGAUGAGCGAGAUUGGUGAUAGUGCGCGCAAGGGUGAGAUUCCGGUAGAUGGGAAGACCGUGUUGAAGAGUGAGCUGUUGAGGAAUCCAGAUGGGUGCGAGAAUACGGAGGAAGAUCCUGGGGUGGUGAUUAGGGUCAGUAAGGCAGCGGUGGAGCCCAUUUGGUGGUUGCCUGGCGUUGCGGACAGGUUUGGGAUGAAAAAUGACGCGACAGUGGGCAGUGGGAUCCCGAUCUUGAAGCGAUAUGGUCUUCCGGCCCACCUCAUCCCUAAGGACUCUCGCGUAGAGAUCGACGCGAAGAUAGCCGCUGGGUACUUCACGAGCGGGAAACAGCUUGCCGAAGCCGAUCUUAUCAAGACUGUAGGAAGGACGUGGGAGGAGACGGAGCACUAG